Messenger RNA from Vitis riparia (riverbank grape), 3686 nucleotides. Its product is annotated as protein unc-13 homolog. NCBI's taxonomy places the organism in Eukaryota, Viridiplantae, Streptophyta, Magnoliopsida, Vitales, Vitaceae. Bases 177 to 3104 code for a protein of 975 amino acids. The record is from RefSeq and is a predicted model, not a curated record. The transcript is spliced from 5 exons.
UUUCUCUCUCAUUCUGUGUUGUCUGCGAACAUGAAUUCCUUGAAAGUCAAGCAAGAAUAAUACUCCACACCACCACACCCUUUUUCGCUCUUGCUUUUUCGGGGAAUUAAGAGAAACAGAAAAAGUAGGUUUUGGUUUUGGUUUGGUUUUGGGUUUGGGUUUGGUCUGUAACGAUAAUGGCUAAUAAUAUUUUUAGGGAGAGGGGUGUUGGGGAGUCCAAGAGGCACACAGCAAUGAUAAUGGUGGAUGGCGCCGCCGCUAUGGAGUUUCCUAACCCGUUUGGUGAGGUGGGUAAUUCUCUUUCGGAUUCGGAUCUUCGGGAAACGGCUUACGUGAUCUUUGUCGGGGCCGGCCGGAGCUCUGGAGGGAAGCCCUUGACUUACAUCUCGCAGUCGGAGAAGACGGAGCGGGCAUCGUCGUUCUCGGGGGCACCGCCGUCUUUGCAGAGGUCGUUGACUUCGACGGCGGCGAGCAAGGUGAAGAAGGCGUUGGGGCUGAAUUCGUCGUCGAAGAGGGGUGCGGCCAAGGAGAGCUCCGCGGCUCAGGCGAAGUCGAAGAAGCCGGUGACGGUUGGGGAGUUGAUGAGGCUUCAGAUGAGGGUCUCGGAGCAGACCGAUUCGAGGAUUAGGAGAGGCUUGUUGAGGAUCGCUGCGGGGCAGCUUGGAAGACGAAUAGAAUCCAUAGUUCUGCCACUAGAGCUAUUACAGCAGUUCAAGUCAUCAGAUUUUCCGAAGCAGCCAGAAUAUGAAGCCUGGCAGAAAAGAAAUCUCAAGGUUCUGGAAGCAGGACUUGUCCUGCAUCCUUACCUGCCACUAGAUAAAACAGACACUGCUUCACAACGGCUUCGUCAGAUUAUUCGUGGGGCCUUAGAGAAGCCCAUAGAAACCGGAAAGAACAGUGAGUCAAUGCAAGUUCUCCGGAAUGCUGUGAUGUCUCUUGCAUGCAGAUCGUUUGAUGGGCAUGCUUCAGAGACAUGCCACUGGGCAGAUGGGUCUCCUUUGAAUCUCCGAAUAUACCAAAUGCUUCUAGAAGCUUGUUUUGACAUUAAUGAUGAAACAUCUAUUAUUGAAGAGGUUGAUGAUGUUUUGGAACUCAUAAAAAAGACUUGGGUGAUCCUUGGAAUGAACCAGAUGCUGCAUAAUCUUUGUUUUGCAUGGGUCUUAUUUCACCGCUAUAUUGCAACCAGCCAAGUGGAAAAUGACCUGCUGUUUGCAGUAAAUAAUCUGUUGAUGGAAGUUGAAAAAGAUGCAAAGGCAACAAAGGAUCCUGUUUACUUGAAGGCCUUGAGUUCUACAUUGAGCUCAAUAUUGGGUUGGGCAGAGAAAAGGCUUCUCACAUACCAUGAUACUUUCUGCAAUGGUGAUAUUGAUUUAAUGCAAAUUGUUGUUUCUCUGGGGGUAACAGCAGCCAAGAUAUUGGUUGAAGAUAUCUCUCAUGAGUAUCGUAGAAAGAGGAAAGAGGUUGAUGUGGCUCGUGACAGGGUUGACACAUAUAUCAGGUCAUCACUACGUGCUGCUUUUGCUCAGAGAAUGGAGAAGGUGGACUCAAUGAGGCAGUUAUCUAAAAAUCGGAAAAAUUCUCUUCCUGUCCUUUCCAUCCUUGCACAAGACAUUAGCGAACUGGCUUUUAAUGAGAAAGGGAUGUUUAGUCCAAUACUGAAGAAAUGGCACCCUCAUGCAGCAGGUGUAGCUGUGGCCACUCUUCAUGCUUGCUAUGGGAAUGAGCUGAAGCAAUUUGUUUCGAGCAUCAGUGAGUUGACACCUGAUGCUUUGCAAGUGUUGAAAUCUGCUGACAAAUUGGAGAAAGAUCUUGUGCUGAUUGCAGUUGCAGAUUCAGUGGAGAGUGAGGAUGGUGGAAAGUCAAUUAUACAGGCGAUGCCUCCUUAUGAAGCUGAAGCUGUAGUUGCCAAGCUGGUUAAGUCAUGGAUAAGAACGAGAUUGGACAUACUGAAAGAAUGGGUUGACAGGAAUCUGCAACAAGAGGUAUGGAACCCUCAGGCGAACAAAGAGCGAUUUGCUCCCUCUGCUGUUGAAGUUCUUCGAAUCAUAGACGAAACAGUGGAAGCAUUCUUUCUGUUGCCAAUACAAAUUCAUCCAGUUCUGCUUCCUGACUUAUUGACUGGUCUUGACAGAUGUCUUCAACAAUAUAUAUCCAAGGCAAAAUCUGGCUGCGGGACCCGAAGCACCUUCAUUCCCACCCUGCCUGCUUUAACCAGAUGUUCAACAGGAUCAAAAUUUGGUGCAUUUAAAAAGAAGGAAAAGCCACAUAUAGCUCAGAGGAGGAAAGCCCAGGUCGGGACUACGAAUGGGGAUGGUUCCUUUGCGAUUCCACAGCUAUGUGUCCGUAUUAAUACUUUGCAGCAUAUUCGAAAAGAGUUGCAAGUUUUGGAGAAGAGGAUAGUUACACAUCUAAGGAAUUGCGAAUCCACUCAUGUGGAGGAUAAUGCGGAUGGAUUGGGAAAAAGAUUUGAGCUUUCAGCAGCUGCUUGUCUGGAAGGGAUCCAACAGCUAUGUGAGGCAACUGCAUACAAAGUUAUCUUCCGUGAUUUGAGUCAUGUUUUUUGGGAUGGUUUAUAUGUGGGAGAAGUUUCAUCUUCUAGAAUUGAGCCUUUGCUUCAGGAGCUCGAGCAAAUUUUGGAGAUUGUCUCAACCACAGUUCAUGACAGAGUCAGAACACGUGUUAUUACUGACAUAAUGAGAGCUUCUUUUGAUGGGUUCUUGUUGGUUUUGCUUGCUGGAGGCCCUUCUCGUGCAUUCACAUUGCAAGAUUCUGAAAUAAUAGAGGAGGAUUUCAAGUUUCUUAUGGAGCUAUUCUGGGCCAAUGGGGAUGGACUGCCAACUGAAUUAAUAGAUAAGCAUUCAACCAUUGUAAAAAGUAUCCUUCUCCUUUUCCGUAGCGAUACUGAGAGCCUAAUUGGGCGAUUCAGAAGUGUAAGUCUGGAGACCUAUGGCUCUUCCGCUAAAUCCAGGCUUCCAUUGCCUCCAACUUCUGGUCAAUGGAAUCCAACUGAACCCAACACAGUCUUGAGAGUUUUGUGUUAUCGGCAUGAUGACAUGGCUGCAAAGUUUCUUAAGAAAAAUUACAACCUGCCUAAGAAACUGUAACAAUUAUGAGGUGUCAAGAAAAUGACCAGAUGAAGGUAAUUCUUAGGUGGGAACUGCUCUGGGUCAUUUUGUAGCUCACUUUUUAUUACACCAGGGAGAAGCCAGAAGCUCCUAGUAUAUAUAUAUAUAUAUUAAUUUGGGCUUCAAGAUCAAAGCUCGUCACCUUUAGGAAUAAAAUAUUGCUCCUGUAUAGUAAAAUUUACUGUUGGAUUCUUUUUGCUGAGAUGCCCUCCCCACUGUCUCACUCAGAAUAGUGUAUUUGAUCGAUGGUUUGGAAGAUUAAUAAAGCUUGGGAGUUUCUAUGCUCAAGGAAAGUGUGCAGACAUCAGUGAUCAUUUUUUCUCUUCUUCAGCCAACUACUUCAUAUCCAGUAGAAACUCUGCCCAUCAAUCUCAUUCACAAAUGUUCGUCUAACUGGGGAAAGUCUUUUUGUUGCCUAUAUAACUUCUUUUUCUGUUUUUUUGUUUUUUUAAUAUAUACUCCUUGUAUGAAAGUGAGAAAAUUGUGAAAACAGUGUUGAAUGACAUGAGAAAGGAUUGAUAAUUUUACUGUGGAGAUUCAUAAGGUGGCAUUCUGUUUCUG